AUGGAACCAAAACGCCAUCGCCAUCAAUGUAUUCUUGAUGAUCUUCCAGACCAUAUUGUUCUUAACAUCCUUAAUUUUUUUACAAUGGAAGACAUUGCUCGAUGCAGCACCUUGUCUCAAAGAUUCAGAAGGCUGUGUACUUCAGUUCCUAGCUUGCAUGUUUCCAGGACAGCCAUCGAAACCAACUUGCUGAAACGGGCCAAGUUCGUUGACUUCAUAGACAGGUUUAUGAUUCACCGCAGAUUGAAAUUGGUAAGUUUCCGCCUUUCAUGGUCCAUUCCGGUUCUUGAUUGGGUGUUAAGUGAGGAGUAUCGGAUAGAGUCAUGGCUGCAUCAAGCGGCUAGAUGCGGUGUAGAGAAGCUAAAUCUUCGUAUCUUUUAUCCAGAAGGAAACGUAAGUAGUUUCGCUUUGCCUGUUAGCUUCAGCAGUUGUAGUUUUUUAAGAAUUCUCCUAUUGGAAUUGAAAAACGGCAUUCUCAAGUUACCCACCACAGGUUUUUCUUCCCUCAAAAUUCUGAAUUUAUCUCUUGUUCGAAUCGAGCAUGAGGAUCAAUUUGAAGAAUGUUUGUCAUCUUGCAAGUGUUUGCAGAAGUUAAAUCUUCGCAAUCUUGAUGGGAUAAAAAGUAUUAAUAUCACCAGUACAAGCAUUGCGAAUUUGACCAUAAUCCAAAGGCAUGAUACUAGUGUCUCUGCUAUUAAUGUUUCAGCUUGCAAUCUUCAAUAUAUACAAAUCUAUUGGUCAUCCUCUCAAAGCAAGCAGGUAAAAAUCACUGCUCCCAGCCUUCUGGGUUUGAUGAUGGAAGGAGUUGUUUUUGAUAGCUAUCACCUUGGGAGCUUCAAUUCUCUGGAACAUGCUAUCAUUUUUUUCCUAACCAACCCUCGUCUUUUGAGCAAGAAUAAAGCUUCAAUUGAUUCUAGUUAUCUAAAUGAGAUUCUUUUUAGUGUCAGACAUGCCAGAGUGCUGUUCAUUGGGAUAGCUUUUCUCAAGCUUCUACUCACAGAAGAAUUGCUAUUGCAUUUUUCAUAUAUGGUGAAGGUGCAGAGGUUGCAUCUGCACGUCACCCCUCAUUCAGAGGAUUACUUUUUCCCAAUGGUCGUCUCCAUUCUUAACAGAUUACCCAGUUUAGAAUCUCUCACCAUGAAAUCCUUCUUUGAAUCGGCAGCUCCCAGCGGCAAUGCAUCAAGCUUUUCGAUGGAGUCGUAUGAAUCCAAAAGUGUGGACUUCGUUGAUAAACUAAAGUCGGUGUUGAUUGAGCUUUACAGAGGACACAAAGCAUUAGAAUUCAUUAAACACUUGCUUAACCAGAAGAAAGCACUGGUGAAGAUGACCAUCUAUUAUUCCCCAGAAGAGCACCCUCAGCCCUCAAAUAUUACCAGAGCAAUACACGCAUUCCAGAACGUUUCUUCUACUGCUUCUGUAUAUCUUCUACCAAGGGCAGCACAAUUAUCAUCUGACAAAAUUUGUUGGGCUAGCUUAAAAGAAUGGUCACGAAAGUAG
Messenger RNA from Hevea brasiliensis (rubber tree), 1497 nucleotides. RefSeq names its product putative F-box/FBD/LRR-repeat protein At3g59240. Lineage: Eukaryota; Viridiplantae; Streptophyta; Magnoliopsida; Malpighiales; Euphorbiaceae. The transcript has 3 exons. The record is from RefSeq and is a predicted model, not a curated record. Gene Ontology annotation, molecular function: protein binding. Bases 1 to 1497 code for a protein of 498 amino acids.